GCUCUUUGGGUUAACCAAUCAGAUUACAUCAGUUUUUGGAAGAGAAAAUUUGUAUUCAUUGAAAAUAAAUUCUAAAACAACACUUUUUUCAACAUAAAGUAUCUUAUAUAGUUAAAAAUAAACUACUUCGUCUUCCGGAGAAGGAGCAAUGCAACAAACAAGCAGUGGAGAAGUGCAGUUACGAUCUAGAAGUGGUCGAGCUUCGAGGCAAAAAGCAGUGGACAACGUAACUAAAAAAUUUCUACGAAAUUUCGAUCCUGAACGUAGCGAAAGAGAGAAACGUAAAUUACAUCGUCGUUUAUAUCAAGGAAAUAAACGGCAUACUUUGUACAACGAAGAAGGUAUUUGGAUUAUAACUGGAGACAAUUUAUGCGAUUGCUUAAGUUUAGAAUGCGCAGGAUGUCAUUUUCCAUGUCCUAAAUGUAGAUCUCGAAAAUGUGGACACGAAUGCAGGAUCAAUCGUAAGUGGACUUACGAUACUGUCGAAAAUGAGGGUAGUGACAUCAUAACGAAAAAUCCAAUACUCAAAGAAACCUAAAUACGAAUGAGGUUUGGUUUUUAAUCUAUUUUCUUUCCUUUUCUUUUCUUUUAAUCAAUAAACAUUUGCCAAUAUUUAUCUGCAAUAUCGAAUAAUAUAAGUAAGCAAAAUUUGUAUAUACAUUUGUAAAAAAAAGAAAUAAGAAAACUAUAUAUAA
Molecule: messenger RNA, 695 nt
Organism: Polistes canadensis
Lineage: Eukaryota; Metazoa; Arthropoda; Insecta; Hymenoptera; Vespidae
Product: ARL14 effector protein
Exons: 4
Coding region: 149-538 (129 amino acids)
Cellular component (GO): intracellular membrane-bounded organelle
Source: RefSeq, a predicted model, not a curated record